Molecule: messenger RNA, 2842 nt
Organism: Aphanomyces invadans
Lineage: Eukaryota; Oomycota; Saprolegniomycetes; Saprolegniales; Verrucalvaceae
Exons: 5
Coding region: 289-2463 (724 amino acids)
Biological process (GO): carnitine biosynthetic process
Cellular component (GO): mitochondrion
Molecular function (GO): oxidoreductase activity
Source: RefSeq, a predicted model, not a curated record
CAUUCGAAGAUUUGCCUGCACGUGACCAGGAGCCGCCGCCCCUGUCCACGACCACCGUUGCCUGAGCGUCAGAGUUCGAGAAACUCUGAAGCGCAUCUCGUCCUUGCCUCCUUCCACUUGAAUGCCCCCUUGGGGACGUGAACUGGACGCUCUUCUUUGGAAAGCACGACGCUGGACUGCUAAAGACUGGGCCUACCUUCAUCACAUCUGCCGAAACGAACUUUGCAUCCGUCGCGUCUUCGACUCUGUUGAUUAAGGGAAUUUGACGCCACCACAAGAUCACCUUCCAUGAUGAAUGCUUUUCGCUUUGCUUCCAAAUCCUCGUCUGUGCGUUGGACUACGUCCCGCAUUGCAAAAUUCUCCACGACGCGGCUCAAAUUCCCUGUAUCUGCCACACCGCGAUGGACCGCAACUGCUACUGCGACAACGUCCCUUCCAAACCAAUCUCCACUGCUCUUCUUUCCAACACCCCCCCAUCAACGCUCGGUUCUCAAAUGUGGCGGCGUCCAGCGUGUGAUUUCUAAUGAAGAGCGUAUUGAAAUAACGUGGGCCGACGGGCAUACCAGUCCGUUUUGUCAUAUCUGGCUUCGUGACAAUUGUCCUUGCAAGCAAUGCCGCCACCCCAUUGCUGAGGAGCGUAUGCAUGACACACUCAGCAUCCCUCUUUCCAUCCAACCAGAGAAGGUUUCCAUCACAUGUGAGCAUCUCGAAGUGCAUUGGAAUGACGAAGCCUUCGAGCAGCGCCGACAUGACCCCCAUGUGUCGCGAUAUCCCCUCGAUUUCUUACACGAGCAUUGCUACCUGCGCCAAACUCGCGAGACCAAACCAUUUUACGGCGAAACUUUAUGGGACACUGCCACCAUUGAAGCUAUCAUGCCUCGAACCACGUACGAAACCAUCACGCAAAGCGACAAAGGUCUGUUGACUUGGUUGAACAUGGUCGACGCGUAUGGAUUUGCUCUUGUCGACGAUGUGCCCCCCGACGGACUGCACAACGUGUCGGAGCGAGUUGGUCCAAUCCGCAACACGUUUUGGGGUCCUACAUGGAGCGUCAAGAGCGAGCCGAAGCCAAUGAAUUUGUCGAUGACAAGUCAUGAGCUACAUCCUCACACAGACUUUGGGUGGUCGGAAGCGCCGCCAGGGCUGCAAUUUUUGCACUGUUUGGCUUUUCAGUCUCCGGACGCUGUCGGUGGCGAGUCCACGCUUGUCGACGGGUAUGCUGUGGCCGAGUUACUUCGGUCGCAACACCCCGACGCGUUUGAGUUGCUCAGCAACGUGAGCAUUCCCCAUGUAUUUUCGAGCGAGGACUUGUAUUUUCAACACAAUGCGCCGAUUUUGUCGUUGGACAUGACGUCCAAGGCUGUUCGCGAUGUUCGGUUCAACCAGGCAAACCGAUCGCCGCUCCAUCUUCCGCCACACCUCGUUCGCCCGUACUACCACGCCCUUCAUCUGUGGACGCAAGCAACUCGGGCGAGUGAAAACCUGCUCCGAUUCCGCCUUCAUGAAGGCCAGGUCCUUGUGUUCAACAACCGCCGCCUGUUGCACGGACGACAUGGCUACGAUGCCCAGAAAACGUGGCGUCACUUGAAGGGCUGCUACAUGGACUUGGAAGAUUACAAAAGCAAGCUCACGAUGCUACGGCGCCACCACCUUGGCACUCCACGCAGAUUUUCCACCGAGCGAUACAUCCGCCAGAGUUCUCGCGGCACAACCGUCGGCCUCGAUCCUGGCUACGACAACUACAAUCAAAAGUAUGUCACGGACGCCGUGGCUCAUGUACAAGACGUGAUUGCGUCGGGCGAGCGGUAUGACGACGGCAGUUGCCUUAAGGAUGUGGCGCAGGCCCAAACGGCAGCAUUCACCAACUUGGACGAAGGCACGAAAGCCGAUUAUGUGUAUCAGUGUUCGCUGUACGACCAUGACAUCAAGGUCAACUUGGUCCCGCGCCUGCAGGGCAUGCUCCGCAAACUUGAAGGGGACCACAUUCGCCUGGGCACAGGGGCAAAGGUGGAUCUGUUUGAGCACAGUUUGCAGUGCGCGACGCUGGCGGUCGAGGACGGCGCGGACGAAGAAAUGAUCGUGUGCGCCUUGUUGCACGACGUCGGGGAGAUGCUCUCCCCAUGCAAUCAUGGCGAAAUUGCCGGUGCCAUCUUGCGUCCAUACGUGAGUCCGGAGCGGUAUUGGAUGCUGGCACACCACGAGAUCUUUCAGGGCUACUACUACUUUCACCACGUGGGGGGUGACCGCCACCGCCGUGACGCAUAUGCGGACCAUCCUUCGUACCAACUCACUGUGGACUUUUGCCACAAGUAUGACCAAGCGGCGUUCAAUCCGGCGUACGAGUCGUACCCGCUGCGUUUCUUCGAGCCCAUGAUGCAGCGCGUGCUAGCCCGAAAGGCGUAUUGGUUCCAACCAGACCACCCAAAGACUGGCUGUGUCACGGGCUCAUCGUUGGCGGCGUAGCAAGAGCCUUGCUCGAUAUUUUCACAGUGCAAGUUUUUUGACGUCGCGAUCGGGUGCCGACGCGUUGUGUGGCGCGCGUGUAGCUUCACAAGUUGGUUUGGCGGUACAUUUUGAAUGGUACAUAAUUGGAGCUAGUCGGAAUCGUUGUCGUAGUCCGAGUCUUCCGGUUCCAAGUCGGGGACCCCCGCCCGCUUGCGCGAUGCAAGCAUUUGUUUGUACUUUGUCGGGUACUUGCGCUUCCAUCGCGCCGCCAAGUCGUGUUGGUACGCGAGCAUGUUCUCCGGCUGCCACAGCUCGCGACUCAACACUUCGUCUCGGUCUUCGAUGAAUUGGUCGCUGUGGAAAUACUCUGGCGAGAUGCCCUGGGCACACAGCGUUA